AGCUGUUUAUGCGCAAUGUCUUUUUUCAUGGCUGCCAUUUGUUGUCAUUCAUAACUGCACUAAUAGAAGAAAUGGCAAAAGUGGAGCUGCUUAUUAAAUUAGUUAAAAAACAUAAAAUGUUGUACGAUAUGGAGGACGAGGACUACAAAAACACCAAAAAAAAGGACAAGAUAUGGAACGAAAUUGGAUUGGAGCUGGAAGAGAGUGGUGAUGAAUUAAAAAAAAAAUGGAAAAAUUUACGAGACUCCUUUUCAAAAUAUGUGAGGUCAACAAAAUGUACUACAGGGCAAGCCGCAGUACAUAAAACAUGGAUUUGGGCCAAACAAAUGGAAUAUUUUCGUCCAUUUAUUUCCUUUGCUAAAACGUCUUCGAAUGUCAGUGGCAUUGAACUAUCUGAACCAUUUUCAUUCACGGAAACUUUUCAAUGCAAAGAAGAAUCACCAGAAUCGCAUAUGGAUGACGAGAGCAAUGAUGAAUUCAACCAAUCUAUCGUAUCAAAUUCUACCGUUGAUACUGAAAAACCUGAAUUGAAGCCCUUCGAAAGAUCUACCGCACAAUCAACGUCCUCCAUGAAGGAUGAAAUUGAGUAUAACAAGAGCAAAGAUGAAUUGAACCAAUCUAUCGUAUCAAUUCCUGCCGUUGAUACUGAAAGACCUGCAUUGAAGCGCUUAAAAAGACGUACCCCACAACCAACGUUCUCCGUGAAGGAUGAAAUUGAAUAUUUGCUAACAAAGAAUAAAAAAACGCACGACGGUGUUGACAUGUUGUUUAUGGCGUAUGCCCACACCAUUAAAAAAUUCAGUCCGAGGAGACAGGCUCAAGUAAAAUUUAAAAUUGCAGAACUUAUUAUGGAAGAAGAAUUGGCGAAUAUUGAGGAAAAUUCACCCUGUUAAUAUUACCUUAAAAAGAUUGCCAAUCAUUCUUCUGUAAUGGUGAACUCUUCAUGGGAAUGCCACUUUGCAUUUAUGGGAUGUACCCAAACUCUUUUAUUCCUAAUUUAAUAAUAUAAUGCUACAAUAAGCAAUAAAAAAAGCAAUAUUUUUAAAUACUCACGCAUU
Drosophila sulfurigaster albostrigata is the source of this 1058-nucleotide messenger RNA. RefSeq lists its product as uncharacterized. NCBI's taxonomy places the organism in Eukaryota, Metazoa, Arthropoda, Insecta, Diptera, Drosophilidae. The transcript is spliced from 2 exons. Gene Ontology annotation, biological process: regulation of transcription by RNA polymerase II. The record is from RefSeq and is a predicted model, not a curated record. Gene Ontology annotation, cellular component: nucleus; transcription regulator complex. The coding region runs from base 9 to 893 and encodes 294 amino acids.